AUGAUGAUGACAGAGGCAGGUAUGAUCGACUCGAUGCACGAGGAGAAUGUUCAAGUCGAUCAACUGCCACUCGUGGUUCCACUCAUCGAAGAUUACGAUCCCCUUGGAAACACCAAACACAUCAUCACCAAAUCUCCCCUACGAAAAAGUAAAAGUAAUCAUAUUCAUUUAAAUAAUAAUAAUAAUAAUAAUAAUAAUAGUGGUAGUAUAGUUCAUUCUUUAUCAUCAUCUUCAUUAUCACCCUUAUCAUUUUCAAAAAGAAUUGCAAUGGAAAAGAAAACAAAAGAGGAUUCAAAUCAAGAAUCAUUAAUGAUGGAUGAAUCAUGUAGUACAUCAUAUCAAGAAAACUAUCAUUAUAAUGGCGGUAAUGGUAAAAGUCAAACAACUCAAUACUUGACACCACCUCGUAAUAAUCAUCAUAGUCAAAAUCAUCGGUCUCCCUCAUCUUUUAUAACAAGUGAUUAUGAUGAUGUUGAUGAUGAUUAUGACCAAUACAAUGAAGACAAUGAUCAAGACAAUGAUCAAGAUGACUCUUCUUCUUCUUCUUCAUCUUCAUCUUCAUAUUACAAUUAUCAUAAUAAUAUAAUGGAAGAAUAUGAUGAAAGUGAUAUUAGUACUCUUAGAGAGAGUACUGGUAGUAAACAUCAUUCAAUUGAUUUUUCUUCAUCCAUACAAUCUUCUUUAUCUAUUCAAUCUUGUUUAUCUUCCUAUCAACAAUCAACUUUAUAUAAAUCAUCAAGUAUAAAUAAUUAUAAUACCUAUAUCAAUCAAAAUAAUCAAAAUAGAAAUUCAAGUAUGGAUCAUUAUCCAAAAUUACCACCAUUAAAUGUAACAAAGAAAAAAAGAUUACAACAACAAAGAAAGAGUGAUCCAACCAAUAAUAAUACUUCAUCUCAACAAUUAUUAAAGAUAUCAACAACCAACAAAAAAAUAGCUUAUCCAGAUCAUCAUAAAGAUGAUUUCUUUGAUUAUGUACAAACUACUCCAUCUAAAAAACAUUUACCUUUGGUUCAACAAUCACAACAACAACAACAAAAACAACAAAAACAACAACAACAACAACAACAACAACAACAACAACAACAACAAAAUAGAUCUAUUAUUUCGGCAGAUGAAUAUUUUCAAAAUAAUCAAGAAUUUAAACAAUUGUUAACAAGGGUUGAAGAAAACUCUAGGUAUCAGGCAACACAAUUUUAUGAAUUAAUGUAUAGAAUUCAAUCGAUUGGUCAUCAAAUGACUGAUUUAUUGGGUGAGAAUUUAGAUAUUUAUGGCAAUUCAAUGAACGAGGCAUUGGAUGAAUCAUCAAAUUAA
Cavenderia fasciculata is the source of this 1311-nucleotide messenger RNA. RefSeq lists its product as uncharacterized. Bases 1 to 1311 code for a protein of 436 amino acids. The transcript is spliced from 2 exons. The record is from RefSeq and is a predicted model, not a curated record. Lineage: Eukaryota; Evosea; Eumycetozoa; Acytosteliales; Cavenderiaceae.